Momordica charantia (bitter melon) is the source of this 1345-nucleotide messenger RNA. It is a transcript of the gene TIC21, whose product is annotated as translocon at inner membrane of chloroplasts 21. The record is from RefSeq and is a predicted model, not a curated record. NCBI's taxonomy places the organism in Eukaryota, Viridiplantae, Streptophyta, Magnoliopsida, Cucurbitales, Cucurbitaceae.
CAGACCCAAAACCCCAGCAAAACGCUAACUACUGUGGUAUCCACUGUGGGCUCUCUGCCUGCAGCACCGCUAUCAAAAUUCUGGAAUUUGAUCGUCAAACAUGCAGUCCCUACUCUCGCCGGUAGCUCCCGCCGGUCCCUACUCCGCCGCCGCAGUUUACUCAUCGGAUUUACACCUCAGCCGCUUCCACCGCCUGCCCCUCUCCCUACGCCACGCGUCCAAUCUCAAUUCUCCCCCCAAUUCCAUCCCUUCGGUUAAUGCCAUUCGAUCUUCCUAUUCUUCUUCUUCUUCUUCUUCCUCGUUGCUGAUUUUAAAGGCUUUUGGUACUCUUGGGAAUCGAAGAGGACUGUUUUGUUCGGAAACACGCGCUUCUUCUUCUCCCAUUUCGCCAACGGCUCCCCCUAAUGAUGAGGCUGAAAAGGCAAAGCUGGCUCAGGUGGCAAAGAGAUUAGAGAAGACAUCGAGGUAUUUCAAGAGGUUGGGUAAUCUCGGAUUUUGGGGACAGUUGGUGUGCACUAUUGUCUCUGCCGUUAUUCUUUCAUUCUCUGUUGUCAUCACCGGGAAAAUUACAUCACCUGCCACUUUUUAUGCCACCGCUGGCAGUAUUGUAGCAGCUUUCAUUUCUGUAUUUUGGUCCUUUGGUUACAUUCGGCUUUCUGAUAAACUUCUACGGACUGCAAAUCAACCCUCCAAGGCUCCUCCCCGAGCCGAUGUUGUGAAUAGCCUAAGAAAUGGAAUAGUAGUGAACCUUCUGGGGAUGGGUGCUGCCAUUCUGGGGAUGCAAGCAACGGUGGGAUUGUUAGUUGCUAAGGCUCUUACUUCGUCAGCAAUUCCGUAUUAUCAGGGAGCCUCUCCUGGGAAUAGCCCUGUUCUUGCUUUGGACGUAUUCUUAGUCCAGGCUUCUGCGAACACUAUCCUCUCUCAUUUCCUGGGGCUAGUUUUCUCAUUGGAGCUGCUACGCUCAGUGACUUUACCUGCCGCUGAGAGCAUCCCCAUUCCCCGAAUAGCUUAGCCACCGCCCUCGGCCCUCCGACCUUCUAGGUGAUUAAUGCAGCAAUGCAUUUGACGUUGGAGGCGACACGGUACGAACGGAUCAUGAGUUUUAUGUCCAUUCUGAAGCCUAAUCGAAGUCAUUUGUAUUUUUUUGUUGUGCUUGUUCCUGCUGGGGGUGGAAACCAAAAGGAUCUGUUGGUAGGCCUUAAUAGUUAGUUGCUGCGGGUGAAUAUGGAAGUUGUUUGUACCGUAAUCAUAAAGAUUGGGAAAGUCAUGUCAAAGUUUCAAAAUUCAAACUUCCUCUAUUAAGGUUCAGAUUCAAAUGUGGUUGUCUAAGAGUUUUUUUUUUUUU